AUGCGUAUCCUGCUGAUUGCCACCAACCGUCACAACCGGGUCAUGAGCCGGAUGCGAGCGCAACCCAUCCCCAUCGGCCUGGCCUACGUCGCCGGCCAUUUGGACCGCUCACGACACGAUGUGAAGCUGGUCGACCUGAUGUUCUCCGACGACAACUACCUCGACGAAGUCGAGCGCACGGUGUUGGACUACAAACCGGAGUUGGUGGGGAUCUCGAUCCGCAACCUCAGCAAUCACAGUUACGUCGACCCGCAGUGGCAGUUGCCCAUCACCAGGAGCGUCAUCGAACGCAUCCGGUCGAUUUCCAAUGCCACCAUAGUCUGCGGCGGGCCGGCUUUCAGCAUCAUGCCGCAGCAGGUCUUCGACUUUGUGCAGCCCGACCUCGGCAUCGCCGGCGACGCCGGUGAGACCUUCGCCGAUCUGGCAAACCGGGUCGAAAUCGGCGAGCCCGACUACCGAGGCAUGACCGGCGUCCUCUACCGUGAAAACGGCGAGAUCGUGUACAACGGUAUGCGCUGUUCGUCGGAUUUCGGCAGCCGUCCCAGCCUCGAUGACCUGGAUAUGCCCAAAUACGCGCAGGCCGGUUUUGGCGUCAGUGUGCUCACCAAGUUGGGCGGGUUUUACUAUCCCACCUCCGCCGACGACAUGCGCACUCCCGAGGGCGCCUGGCGGGUGAUCCGACCCAUCGACGAGGUGGUCGAGGAAGUGUCCGAGAUCACCGGCCGCUACGGAUUGAAGAAGAUAUUCUUCGUCGAUAACUGCUUCAACGUGCCCCUGGAGCACGCCAAGGAACUCUGCAACGCGCUGAUGGAAUCCGACGUCAAGGUGCGCUGGAACACCUGUCUGGCUCCCUACGCCUGCGACGCCGAACUCAUCGGCAUGAUGAAGCAGGCCGGCUGCGGCCUCGUCAUGAUGGGCGGCACCCGCGGUGGUGACCCUCACGAGGGCGACAACGACACGUCGCGCUACGCCACUCUGAAGGAGACCACCGAACUGUGCGAGGCCGGCGACCUCCACUACACCAUCAGCCAGCAGUUCGGCGAGCCCGGCGAGACCCGCGAGUCGGUGGAGAACAAGCUGGAGUUCCUGCGCGGGCUGAAGCCUUCGCUGGCCAACCUCCGCGUCGGCGUCAGCGUCAUGCCCGGCACUGACGUGGCCGCUCGCUGCAUCGAGGAAGGCAUCAUCAAGGACGAGACCGAGCUCAUCGCUCCCACGUUCUACAUGGCCGAGGAGGUUCGCCCCUGGCUGGUAGAUUACCUCCGCGAACUGGUGGACGCCAACCCCCGCUGGGGCCUGAUGUAG
Molecule: messenger RNA, 1302 nt
Organism: Geodia barretti
Lineage: Eukaryota; Metazoa; Porifera; Demospongiae; Tetractinellida; Geodiidae
Source: the annotation of a GenBank genome assembly